This is a messenger RNA of Leptidea sinapis, 976 nucleotides long. It is a transcript of the gene Rpp25, whose product is annotated as ribonuclease P protein subunit p25-like protein. NCBI's taxonomy places the organism in Eukaryota, Metazoa, Arthropoda, Insecta, Lepidoptera, Pieridae. Gene Ontology annotation, biological process: tRNA 5'-leader removal. The coding region runs from base 370 to 936 and encodes 188 amino acids. Gene Ontology annotation, molecular function: RNA binding. The transcript has 6 exons. The record is from RefSeq and is a predicted model, not a curated record. Gene Ontology annotation, cellular component: ribonuclease MRP complex.
CAAUGUCCAAAAUCUUUGACUUUUUGUUUAGUUUCAGACACACAUGGCGCUAGUAGUAAAUUGUAUCCACUAUUCAUAUUGACAAAUGUAAAUUGACAUUUCACAAGAAUUUCAUGAAGGGAGGUUACCUACAUCUGAUCUCGUUACCAGGCCAUAAAAUCCAAAAAAAACCUACAUCUGAUAAAAAUAUUUACAAAUAAUUUAAGGACGAGAAAUAACGAACGAAUAGUUUAGAAUUUAAAUGAAUCUAUUGAGCAACGAUAAAAUUGAAUAUUUCUUGAUAUUUUCACUGUUGCAGUUUGGUUGGAUGGAUUAAUACAUUGUUAUACCUACAUAAACAUAGCAUACAAGGUAGCUAAUAAUUGAACUAUGGAGAAUUACUUUAAGGGCAAAAAUGUAGAGGAAGAACUAGAGAGGGAUAAAAUACCAAUAAAUGGAAUCCCUGAAAAUUUCCUUUGGAUGCAAGUAAAAGGUGGAAGUAAAAUGAGCAAUUUAUUAACUCAUGCCUCAGGUAUUCUUGAAGAUAAAGCAACAUCAGUUGUUGUUUGGAGUGCAGUUGGAGUAGCAAUAGCCAAGUGUGUAUCUUGUGCAGAAAUUUUAAAGAGGCAGUUAGCUAUACCACAUCAAGUUACGAAACUUGUUUACUUAAAUGUAGAGGAGUUUUGGGAACCAAAGGUAGAAGGCUUGGAAACAAUUGUAGUAAAACGCCAGAUCCCAGCAAUUCACAUAUUGUUGUCACUGGAAGAGUUGCCUGGAAUGUGUCAAUUAUUAGGGUAUCAAAGCCUCCAAGGAACUAUGUUUUGCGAAAUGGAAAGCGAAUCAAAAGCAAAACAUACACGAAGGAGAAGAAAUCUACAACUUACAAAGCCUUGUCAAGAUAAAUUCAAUAAAAAACAAGAAAACGCCAAAAAGAGGACUUAUCACCAAAUUCAAUAAAUAAAAUAAUGAGGCAGGUUUAUAAACUUGUUUAAAUAAA